AUGCAGGCCCCCGGCCGCGAUGAUGACGAAGGCUCGGACAGCAUGGUGACAGGUGCAGAAUCUCCCAGUGGCCCAGGGGACUCCAUGGGCCCUGGAGACGCGGACAGCACCGGAGCCGAAAGCGCUGCAGCCGGGAAGAUCCCCAGGUCGACAGAGCAUCACUGGACUCAGGGCCGGCUGGAGAAGCCUCUGACUCUGACGGAGACCUGGGAAGUGAGCACCCUCACGGUGCCCUUCCUGUCUAACGUGGAUGCCGAGGUGGCCCUCAGGUUCCUGUUGCCAGGUGCUGACCUCUACCGUGGGAUGGUUCUUUGGGAGCUCUCGGUGACUGGCAGUGAGCUCUUUAUCCGAUUAACUUCCGAAGAUGCUGAGCUCCUGCAAAUUUCCACUUUCUCCUUGCUCAUCCGGCUCUUCAUCGUGAGGCAUGUCAUGCAGCACCUUGUGUUCCCGGGUUUUCGCUAA
Phyllostomus hastatus (greater spear-nosed bat) is the source of this 462-nucleotide messenger RNA. RefSeq names its product EKC/KEOPS complex subunit LAGE3-like. Bases 1 to 462 code for a protein of 153 amino acids. The record is from RefSeq and is a predicted model, not a curated record. NCBI's taxonomy places the organism in Eukaryota, Metazoa, Chordata, Mammalia, Chiroptera, Phyllostomidae. The transcript is spliced from 3 exons. Gene Ontology annotation, cellular component: EKC/KEOPS complex.